UGACAGUUAACCAGAAGUGUUAUUUUUACUAAUGAGUCCGCACUCUGAAAACAGUUGAUAGGUCAUUAUCAAAGGUUCAUUAUUUAACUGGACGACUUCAAUUUGUAAAGAUGCGAACAACAGUAACUUCGGUGUUGGUGUUAUUUUUGUGUAUUUUUGGUGUUAAAUCACAAUGGAGGAAAAGUCAAAGGAAAAAUGAAUGGAAUUCAAAUUCCAUAUCCAAUUGUCCACUACAAACCCACAGAAAUCCAGAGAGUUAUUGGCAUGUUGACAACUUUGGUAGACGCUACCUUCGACGUUGUCCUCAUGGACAAGCAUUCUUCGCACAUAAGUGUGCAUGCGACCAUACCCCACCACCCUGUGACCUCAGAGCUACAGACAAGAGCCCUAGACACUAUGAACAAUAUAGUAAUGGUUAUUGGAUUGAAAUGAUGUGCGCUGAUGGAACCGCUUUUAAUCCCAAUACAUGCUUAUGUUCAACUUUUAUUUAAAUGGUAGGGUUUAUACUUUUUGUAUUUGUAUAAAAAAAUGAAACACAUAUUCAGAAACAG
Molecule: messenger RNA, 551 nt
Organism: Mytilus californianus (California mussel)
Lineage: Eukaryota; Metazoa; Mollusca; Bivalvia; Mytilida; Mytilidae
Exons: 4
Coding region: 111-491 (126 amino acids)
Source: RefSeq, a predicted model, not a curated record